This is a messenger RNA of Chlamydomonas reinhardtii, 1024 nucleotides long. RefSeq lists its product as uncharacterized. The record is from RefSeq and is a predicted model, not a curated record. The transcript has 9 exons. NCBI's taxonomy places the organism in Eukaryota, Viridiplantae, Chlorophyta, Chlorophyceae, Chlamydomonadales, Chlamydomonadaceae. The coding region runs from base 110 to 952 and encodes 280 amino acids.
UACCACAAAAGUGCGACUUGGGCCCGAAGCGACCCUUUGGAGACAAGCUUUUCCCCAGGGUCGGGAUCGCAAGGAGGCCUCCUCUUUGCUCAGAAAGCGUUUUGAUGCCAUGCCGUGGAAAUUUCAAUCGACGGCAGCAUGCUGGAAGCCGUGGCCUCCAGGGCGACAUGCUUUCAACGUGGUGACAAACAGCCGGCGACACACAAGCCACGGCAAUUCUGCGCAGCGCGCCGGUUGGGGGCCUCUUCAGCAGCGCGGACAGUCUGUGCGCGACCGACAUCGCAUCAACCUGGUUCAACACCAGUACGGUGGGGCUUUCUCCACCGUCGCGCCCCCCGCAGCGCUAGCGCAGCUCACAACACUUACAAAGCUCGAUUUGAGCAACAACAAGGCAACCUUGGAUGGCACUGGACUGCCAUUAGCCUACUCGGCUCUGUCCAACCUUGUGCAGCUCAACCUUAGCUACUCCAACCUCCAGGGAGGCCCCGUUCCUUCGGCCUUCCACCCCGAGUGGAGCCAACUGACGGGUAUCCAGUCAGGCUGGAUUGACUUGUCCAGUAACAGGUACCUGGGCGGGAACGUUCCUGAUUCCUGGAGCGCGCUUGCUGGUGUUGAAAACAUCAACGUGGCGAACACAGGCGCAUGCGGCACGCCUAAUGCCGCUGUGGCGGCUGGCCUUUCACCCGCGAGUUCCCCCCUUCCAACGAGAUGCGAACGGGUUGAUUUCCGAAAGGUCCUGGAGGUGGAUUUGAAGCCGGUCCUCAACAACGCCACGAGCGCCGGCAGCAAGUGCGAUCUGAACACUGACUGGGACUCCACGCGAACAAUAGACACCUGGACAGGCGUGACCGCGGUCCCGCUCACCACGUCUGGCGUGGAUAUAUUUGAGGUGCGUGUCUUGCGUGCGGGGCGCAUAUCUACACACCAGGCGUUCAUAACAGAAAUUCAGUAAGCGCUGAGGCCGGUCUGCUAGGGCCUACGCACACGCAUGCCAUUAUUUUGGGGGUUGAUGACCACCUGCCCA